GCUGCGACCAGCACGCAUACUACCAGAUUGCAAGCCGGACGGAUGGUCAGCGAUCAUGACAAGGCGGUAUCAGAAUGGGCCACUUCAGGACCGCAACACCUUCGUCGUGGACGGGUAGGAGGUGAUGUCGGCUGUCCGCUAUUACAAGUUGCAGUCGCAGUGGGACAGGCCGAAGGUGGUGCCGCGCUUCUUGCUGCCGCGACAGGCUCAGGUCAUGGUCAUGUACUUGGCAUACUUGCAGCCGUUUCAGGAGUAUCUUAUUGUGCAGAUGCUUGGUGGCAGCUUCAGCAACUAUGUGUGGGCCGACGAGCAGGGCCUGUGGGGGACGGAUCAACUGACGCGGGCGCUGAGGCGAGAGACGGGCAAGAGGUUUGGUGUCAAGCUACACACUAGACUACUAGAUUACCGGCACACCGCUGUUGACAUUGACCGGGUGGUGGUUGGCGAGUCGUUCAGUAAAAGCUAUCAAGACAAGAUUGGGGAGGUUGACGAAGCGAAGGUGGACGAGGAUGGAGAAGAUGUGAUGGAGCUGCAGAACGCGCGGACGACGGCCAUGGGGGUGGGCAACUACACCGUGCCGACCGACAUUGUCAGGCAUUUCAGCGUGCGCUCGAUUGAAGUGUUUCGGCCGCUCAGCACAAUGUGGCGUAGCACCGCUUCUUGGGGCUUGAGGAGGGGCGAGAGCGCAGCAAGAGACAUGAAUGAGCAACGUAGAUCCGAGCAGAAGAAAGAAGAGACAAGAGCACAGUCACAACAGAGGCAUUAAAAGGGAAGACAGAUAGCUCGUACGCCGGCAGAGAGAGGCAUGUACCAGCAGUGAAAAAGAGGUGGCAAUCCCUAAGGCGAUGCAGUAGGUGCUCAAUCAAGGGGACGUCGGCUUUCGGUCGGUGGAGCAAGAGCAGACACUGCACGCUGUGAUUGAUGGGCAGAGGCAAGAGCUUGCUUUUUAGCGCCCCGGCUUGCUUGGACAAUGCUGGGGUACCCGUGGUAGUAGUGCCGUACUGAGCGCUGAUCGAAGACUUGGUUAGCUGGACACAGAAGUGGGAUAUCGACUGCGUGGAGUGAAGCAUGGCG
This is a messenger RNA of Macroventuria anomochaeta, 1074 nucleotides long. RefSeq lists its product as uncharacterized. The record is from RefSeq and is a predicted model, not a curated record. Lineage: Eukaryota; Fungi; Ascomycota; Dothideomycetes; Pleosporales; Didymellaceae. The transcript has a single exon. Bases 125 to 766 code for a protein of 213 amino acids.